Raphanus sativus (radish) is the source of this 1770-nucleotide messenger RNA. Its product is annotated as TOM1-like protein 4. NCBI's taxonomy places the organism in Eukaryota, Viridiplantae, Streptophyta, Magnoliopsida, Brassicales, Brassicaceae. Gene Ontology annotation, molecular function: phosphatidylinositol binding; ubiquitin binding. The record is from RefSeq and is a predicted model, not a curated record. Bases 288 to 1673 code for a protein of 461 amino acids. Gene Ontology annotation, biological process: protein transport to vacuole involved in ubiquitin-dependent protein catabolic process via the multivesicular body sorting pathway. The transcript has 10 exons.
UUUGCCUUUUUCGUGCAUCUAAAAUAGAAGAAGAAAAGUCUGCAGUUGAUUCUAGAACGGCCAAAGCCCUGACCUUGCCUUGACUCGAUCUAAAGAAUAAUCCUUGCCGUGUCCGAGAAACAAAAAAGUUGAAAACUUUCCCCCUUCAAAUCCCCUCUUCAAAUUGUUUCAUCUCUUUCCGAAUCCUGAGCCAACAUUAACAAAUCUUCUCUCGUUCCACUCUUCUUCUGGUUCUCUGGUCUUAACAAGAAAAGUUUAGAGCUUUUGAUUGGGCAGAGAUUAUAAAGAUGGCGAAUGAAGCGGCUGCAUGUGCAGAGAGAGCUACAAACGAUAUGUUGAUUGGUCCUGACUGGGCUAUUAACAUUGAACUAUGUGAUAUCAUCAACAUGAACCCUAGUCAAGCGAAAGAAGCAGUGAAGGUGCUCAAGAAGCGGUUAGGAAGUAGAAACUCUAAAGUCCAGAUUCUUGCUCUUUAUGCGUUGGAGACUUUAAGUAAGAACUGUGGGGAGAACGUGUGUAAGCUUAUCAUAGACCGUAAUGUUUUGACUGAUAUGGUCAAAAUAGUGAAGAAAAAGCCGGAUUUGAAUGUGAGGGAGAAGAUACUAAGUUUGUUAGAUACGUGGCAAGAAGCUUUUGGUGGACGUGAUGGUCAAUAUCCACAGUACUACAGUGCGUAUAAUGAACUCAGGUCUGCUGGAAUUGAGUUUCCACCACGAACGGAAAGUAGUAUGUCCUUCUUUACUCCACCUCAGACUCAGCCCAUUCCAUUAGAUGAAGAUGCUGCUAUUGAGGCGUCAUUGCAAGGAGAUGAUGCUUCUAGCUUCAGUAUGGAAGAGAUUCAGAGUGCUGAGGGAUCUGUUGAUGUUUUGAUGGACAUUCUCGGAGCACUUGAUCCCGCUAAUCCUGAUGGAUUGAAAGAAGAGCUUAUAGUUGAUUUAGUUGAGCAAUGUCGUACUUAUCAAAAACGUGUUAUGACUCUUGUCAACACCACAACAGACGAGGAGCUUCUAUGCCAGGGAUUGGCAUUGAACGAUAACUUGCAGCGUGUUCUUCAGCGUCACGACGAUAUCGCCUCUGUUCCUUUAAAUGAAAGCAGCACAACAACUCCUCCUUCUCCUCCUACAGCUCAGCUAGUCAGCAUCAAUCAUGAUGAUGAUGAAGACGAUGAAUCAGAUGAUGAUUUUGCUCAGCUAUCUCACAGGUCUAAAAGAGAUUCCAGCCCUAUUCUUCCUCCACCACCACCACCUCCAGUACAUUGUACUACUGAGUCGAGUAUGGUGGAUUUCCUUAGUGGUGAUGUCUAUAAACCUCAAGGCUCCUCACAGGGAGUAAAGCAGCAGCAGCCUUCUCCUCCUCAUCCUGCUCCUCCUACUGCUGCUGCUGCUGCUGCGUCGUCUUCUCCGCUAAGAAAAUCUCCUGUGCAACCUCCUCCUGCACCAUGGGAUACUGAGGUUAUCAGGAAUCUUCCACCUCCGCCUUCAAGGCACAACCAGAGGCAGCAGUUCUUUGAGCAUCAUCACCACUCGAGUAGCGGCUCUGAUUCCUCUUACGAUGGUCUUGUUGGACAGACCAGGAACCUCUCUAUGAAUAGCGAAACCAAGAAAGCAGAGGAUAUGCUUUUCAAAGACUUGGUUGAGUUUGCCAAAACUAGGUCAUCCAAGCCCAAACAUUAGGUCGCUUUGAGUCUUUUGCUUGUGUGACAAUCAUUGAUUUAACAAACAUAUGAUAUUACAGUGUGCCUUUUUCUAAGUACAUUUGUGUUACAACCAA